ACACUGUUAGCAUUUGGCAAUGGAGCACCAGAUAUCUUUAGUGUCAUAGCAGCAAUCACAAAAUCAAAAAAUGGAGAAGCAGGGCUGGCAAUUGGAGCUUUAUUUGGAGCCGGUAUAUUUGUGACAACGGUGGUGGCUGGAUCCAUCGCCAUAUCUAGACCAUUUAAGAUGGUUGAGCGUCCUUUCUUAAGGGAUGCUAUCUUCUACCUGGUAGCAGCCUUCUGGACCUUCUAUAUCCUCUACAAAGGCAGCAUUGUAUUCCUGGAAGCCAUAGGUUACAUAUUGCUGUAUCUCUUGUAUGUGAGCGUGGUGAUCGUGGGACGCAAAAUAUACCAACAUCAGAAACGGAGGAGACAGGAGCAGGAACAAGCUGUAGAAACAUACACUCCUGAAACUCAGGAACAAGCACCAGGAGGCGAGCUUUCUGCCACAGAGAGGUUAGCUGUGGCCAGUAUACUAGGAGUAGAUGAAGAGGUUGUUCGUAGCAUCACGCCUCUACCUCAUCAUACCAGUGACCAUGAUAGUAUUGAUAAUGGUAGGUGCAUCUAGGCUGUCUCU
This is a messenger RNA of Strongylocentrotus purpuratus (purple sea urchin), 558 nucleotides long. RefSeq lists its product as uncharacterized. The record is from RefSeq and is a predicted model, not a curated record. The transcript is spliced from 4 exons. The coding region runs from base 169 to 549 and encodes 126 amino acids. Lineage: Eukaryota; Metazoa; Echinodermata; Echinoidea; Camarodonta; Strongylocentrotidae. Gene Ontology annotation, molecular function: calcium:sodium antiporter activity. Gene Ontology annotation, biological process: monoatomic cation transport; intracellular calcium ion homeostasis. Gene Ontology annotation, cellular component: membrane.